Molecule: messenger RNA, 1650 nt
Organism: Ilyonectria robusta
Lineage: Eukaryota; Fungi; Ascomycota; Sordariomycetes; Hypocreales; Nectriaceae
Product: benzoate 4-monooxygenase cytochrome P450
Exons: 7
Coding region: 1-1650 (549 amino acids)
Molecular function (GO): monooxygenase activity; oxidoreductase activity, acting on paired donors, with incorporation or reduction of molecular oxygen; iron ion binding
Source: RefSeq, a predicted model, not a curated record
AUGGCCACGGCUUCGGCAAUAUUUGCCUUAUUAGGCAUCAGGGAAGCCUUCGUAAUCGGCGUUUCUCUUCACGUCUUCAUGUUCCGCAAGGGAGAGUGGGAUCUCUACACAACCAGAAUUCUCUGUCUCUUUGGAUUGCUGUUUGGUGGAUUGGCCUUUUUGCUGACGACUUCAAAAGUCGUUGUCGGGCAGUCAUACCAAUUGUGGGAUCCUAUUCUUUCGUCCCUUUAUGUAACAUCCUCCGUGGUUGCUGGGACAUUUUCGAGCAUCUUUGUCUAUAGAGUUGGUUUUCACCGCUUGAACAGAUUUCCGGGACCCUUUGCCGCGAGACUUUCCAACUUCUAUAUCACUCGGCUUUCUACCAAGAAUUCUCAGCUCUUCAAAGAGAUCCAAGGAUUACAUAGGAUAUAUGGAGAUAUUGUACGAGUAGGGCCUUCGGAGCUAUCUAUAGUAGAUGCGCGAGCUUUUCACGCAAUAUAUUCAAACAAUUCCCCCUGUGUCAAGGGGCCUUGGUACAAUAUUGAACAGCCCGCUAUCUCUCUGCAUAUGACGAGAGAUCAAGAUGAUCACACUCGACGUCGGAAGACUUGGGAUAGAGCAUUCAGUGUGAAAGCUCUUCGAGACUAUGAACCCCGGGUCGUCAAAUACACCAGCCAAUUACUCGGUCGAAUCGAAGAAACACAAGGAAUACCACUUGACGCCUCGCAGUGGUUCAACUUUUACAGUUUUGACCUUAUGAGCGAUUUAGCUUUUGGCAAGAGCUUCAAUAUGCUUAGAGACGGGGUGGGGCAUAGGUUCAUGAAACUGGUCCACAAACACAUGGUUCUGGCUGGUGUGUUCAGUCAUUUGAUUUGGAUGUUUCCUCUAUUUAGAGCAAUGCCACUUGCAAACCGCGAGGAUAUUGACUUCCAAGAUUGGCUCAUUCAGCAAGUUCAACAUCGGGAAAAGAAUAGGCCAGAUGUACCGGAUGUCUUUUCUUGGCUCUUGUCGGACUACGAAGGACUUGAAAACAAAAGUCAACAAGAUCGGGAGAUCAAUUUGUACGCAGAUAUGCAACUAAUUGCGGUUGCUGGAAGUGACACUACUGCCACGACACUCACAUGUCUUUUCUUCCUGUUGGCGACGAACAAAUCUGCGUGCCACAAACUUCAGGAAGAGAUUGAUGAAUUCUUUGCCACAUUUUACGAGCCGAAUCACUCAAGCCUCCCCAGGCUCAAGUACCUCCAAGCUUGUAUCGACGAGACACUGCGACUCUUCCCAGUGGUACCGUCCGGGUUGCAGCGCAUGACGCCGGCCAGCGGAUUGCAAAUUGCAGACAUCUUCAUUCCCGGAAACACAAUUGUGACAGUUCCUGCCUACACCUUAUUUUUCGCGGAUCCCGACGCCUUUAUUCCGGAGCGCUGGACAUCAGAACCGAAAUUGGUUAAAGACGCCUCAGUGUUUGCACCGUUCUCUAUCGGGAGGUACUCUUGCGUGGGUAAGCAGUUAGGGUUGUUGGAAGUUCGGCAUGUGACGAGCCAGGUGCUGCAUCGCUUCAACAUAGAUCUUGAACACAAGGACACCGCACCUGCAUUCUUAGCGGGGCUUAAAGACAGAUUUACUUUGGCAAGCCCAGGUCUUAAGGUGGUGUUCAAGGUCAGAGCGGAUUGA